Molecule: messenger RNA, 766 nt
Organism: Hydractinia symbiolongicarpus
Lineage: Eukaryota; Metazoa; Cnidaria; Hydrozoa; Anthoathecata; Hydractiniidae
Exons: 4
Coding region: 1-756 (251 amino acids)
Source: RefSeq, a predicted model, not a curated record
AUGGAAAAAGUAUCGAUGGAAUAUUUAUCGCAACUUUUGAAUGAUAAAAACGUUAAAAUACAUGAAAAUAUAUACAGAAAAACCUUGGUAACAUACGGAAUACCUGAUCAACUGCGAGUUGAUUGCGGUAGAGAAUUUUAUUUAAUCUUUGGAAUGCAAGAGCAUUUAGCAAUGCUUCGUGGAAAUCAAGCAAUAGAAUGUUAUCGACAAACAGAAUCCAAGCAGAACCUCCCUAUUGAAAGAUUUUGGGUGGAGGUAAACUGUCGUGUAAAUUAUCCUUUAAAAACAGUUCUUGUAUUUAUGGAAAAUGAAGAGAUCAUAGAUAUGUCAAACGACUGCGUAAAAUUUUGUGUAUUAUUUGUUUCUUGCUUGGUAGCGAGUUAUGGUCUUCAGAUUGUUAUUUCUUCGUGGAAUAAUCACCCUAUUCCAGGCAGAGGCGUGCCGUCAGUAAUUAAAACCAGAAGUAAUGGGAUCGUAUCAUUGAUGGCAGAAGUUGUACCAAAUGGAGUAGGAGCUAAAUUACUUUACAUGCAGUGGUACCCUGAAUCGAGGAUUGCCAGUGAUAGCGUGUUUGGAGUCGAUCCACUUUUCAAUUCAUCAAGCCUUUCAUCAGAAAGAAUGCGAGAGUUUGAAAGCCGCUAUAGUAUUUCUGACCUUUUGGGAUCUCUAGCGAAUGAAACAAUUGACAAUUUCCGAGAAGCUCUUCUGUAUUUUAUUAACUUAACACGUACAUUACAACUAAGGAUUACAUUAUAACUGUGAAAAA